Molecule: messenger RNA, 123 nt
Organism: Peronospora matthiolae
Lineage: Eukaryota; Oomycota; Peronosporomycetes; Peronosporales; Peronosporaceae
Source: the annotation of a GenBank genome assembly
AUGGCCAAGCAGCGCAAGAACUUUGACUCAAUGCAGGUAUUCAAGGAGCUUGAGCGUCAGUGGAAUGGUGUCGUGAUGUCGCAGACGCCAGAGAUCUACGAGGAGCGACUAGCACUGCUGUAA